Molecule: messenger RNA, 441 nt
Organism: Panonychus citri (citrus red mite)
Lineage: Eukaryota; Metazoa; Arthropoda; Arachnida; Trombidiformes; Tetranychidae
Product: DNA-directed RNA polymerase II subunit RPB2-like
Exons: 1
Coding region: 1-441 (146 amino acids)
Biological process (GO): DNA-templated transcription
Cellular component (GO): RNA polymerase II, core complex
Molecular function (GO): DNA binding; ribonucleoside binding; DNA-directed RNA polymerase activity
Source: RefSeq, a predicted model, not a curated record
AUGUUUAAUGGUUAUACUGGUCGUAAAGUAAAUGCUCAAAUUUUCUUAGGACCAACUUAUUAUCAGCGUCUUAAACACAUGGUAGACGAUAAGAUUCAUUCCCGAGCUCGAGGUCCUGUUCAAAUUUUAGUACGACAACCGAUGGAAGGUCGUGCAAGAGAUGGAGGUUUACGUUUCGGUGAAAUGGAACGUGAUUGUCAAAUCGCUCAUGGAGCAGCUCAAUUUUUGAGAGAACGUCUUUUCGAGGUUUCCGAUCCAUAUCGAGUUCACGUAUGCAACUUAUGUGGCCUAAUCUGUAUCGCUAAUCUCCGUAACAAUACAUUCGAAUGUAAAAAUUGUCGCAACAAAACUCAAAUCUCUCAAGUCAGACUACCUUAUGCUUGUAAACUUUUAUUUCAAGAAUUAAUGUCAAUGCAAAUCGCUCCUCGUAUCGUUGUUUAA